Molecule: messenger RNA, 1728 nt
Organism: Oncorhynchus mykiss (rainbow trout)
Lineage: Eukaryota; Metazoa; Chordata; Actinopteri; Salmoniformes; Salmonidae
Source: RefSeq, a predicted model, not a curated record
CUCAAUACUCACUUUAUCGACUCCCAAAACACUCGACAGUGGCCGUGUUGCAGUCGGCAUCUAAGUGAGGUUAGCUUACUUUUUGUAUAAAAAUUACAGCUACAUCUUGAACGCACAAUUUUUCAAGAAUUAAGACCAAAGUCAUAUGCUUUCGUCACACCACAGUCCAACAUGGCGGCCACGUCUGUUUUCCACAGAGCGAGAACAGGUUCGAAAAUAGGAGCUCAAUAUGAUCAAGAGGGAAAUCUUAUUCAGGCUGAAACAAGGGAGGACGAGGAGCAGAGUGUCAAGCUAGCAGAAAUCCUGGAACUUCUUCUUGCUGCUGGAUAUUUCAGAGCCCGAAUAAAAGGACUGGGACCUUUUGACAAGGAGAAUUCAACUAUUGGACAGAAAAUCGCUCUCACAGAGAAGAUUGUGUCUGUUCUGCCCAAAAUGAAGUGCCCUUAUUGCCAGGAGCCUCAUCAGAUCCAAGGGCUGGAUUUCAUCCAUAUAUUUCCAGUGAUACAGUGGCUGAUGAAGAGGGCCAUAGAGACGAGGGAGGAGAUGGGAGACUAUGUGAGAGCCUAUUCUGUCUCUCAGUUCCAGAAGACACACAGCUUCCCUGAGGAUGAAGACUUCCUCCAGAGGAAGGAAAAUGCUGUGAAAGAUGUAUUGGAAGUGUAUAAACCUCAUAGGAAAUACAAGAGACAGGUUGAAGCAGGAUCCCUGUUGGACGAGGAGUACAGGGUUCACUCCACUCUAUUGGAGUACGGAAGACAGUAUGGAUUCAGCAAGCAGACAAAACAGGACCAGGCAGAGGACCGGAAAGCCUUGUUGAUGCCAGGCUCUCAGGCCACACCCCCAGGGAUUACAGAGGGGUCGCAGGAGGAGGAGGAGUACCUGCAGGCAGCGGAGCUGCGCAUCAAAACACUGAUGCCCAGCAUGGCUGCCAUGGGGAGGCUAACGGCUAGCACAGUGGGACAGAUAGUUGGGCUGCAGUCUGAGGAGAUGAAACAGAUAGCAUCUGAGUAUGCUGAGAAGUUGGAGAGGUCUGCAGAGGACCGUCCAGAGUGGUACGGGCCAAUCCAGCAGCACCGUAGGAUAGUGACCUCUCUGAACAAACAGAUCCAACAGAAGACCAAGCAGUUGGAGGAGCUACAAGCCAAACACUUGGGUGUAAAAUCAGGGUGUGUGGAAGCUAAGAGCAAACUGUUGGAGGCCACAGAGCAGACCGAGAGACUGGAGAAAGAGCUGAGUGCCCUUGAAGAGGCUGAGGGCCAGGCUGAUACUGGACUGUUGGAGAAGCUGAGGGCUCUGGUAGGCAUGAAUGAGAACCCGAAGCACCAAGAGCAGGAGUUCCAGACACAUUGUAGAAUGGUUCGCCUGCAGCAGAACAUUGAGGACCUGAAGAUGGAGUCAGGAGAUGAUACAGAGGAUGAGAAGGAGAGGAGUCAGCUAAUCGACAAGCAGUACAACACAGACAGAGAUAAGCUACAGAAGAUCAGACUGAUGAUGGCUUGGAGGAACCGUGAGAUCGCCAUCCUGCAGAGGAAGAUAGACGAGGUGCCGAGCAGGGCAGAACUGAACCAGUAUCAGAAGAGGUUCAUUGAGCUCUAUGGCCAAGUUUCAGCAACACAUAAGGAGACCAAGCAGUUCUUCACCUUGUAUUACACAUUAGAUGACAAGAAGGUGUACCUGGAGAAGGAGGUGAACUUGCUGAAUUCCAUCCAUGACAACUUCCAACAGUGA